Hyla sarda is the source of this 5129-nucleotide messenger RNA. RefSeq names its product ABC-type organic anion transporter ABCA8-like. Gene Ontology annotation, biological process: lipid transport; transmembrane transport. Bases 169 to 4983 code for a protein of 1604 amino acids. The transcript has 40 exons. Gene Ontology annotation, cellular component: intracellular membrane-bounded organelle; membrane. Gene Ontology annotation, molecular function: lipid carrier activity; ATP hydrolysis activity; ABC-type transporter activity. Lineage: Eukaryota; Metazoa; Chordata; Amphibia; Anura; Hylidae. The record is from RefSeq and is a predicted model, not a curated record.
ACUGAGCACUGGGCACAGCUGAACAGAUAAGAGGAGGGGGGAUGAGAUCUGAUACGCAAAGCUAAUGGGAAUGAUAAAAACUCAUCGCCUGCAGUCCACACCCAAACAGAACCAUCGUCACCUCAGCGUCGUCCCACAGGUUGUCCUGACUCUCGGGAUUAUCUCCAGAUGAUCGGGGAGAAGCGAAGAGACACCAGCCUGUGGCUGCAGACAGUCACUCUUCUACGGAAGAACAUUCUUCUGUUAUGGAGGAGGAAAUGUUACACUGUUUUGGAGUGGCUCUAUCACCUGCUGUUCGUGCUGCUGUUGUUCUGUAUCACCUUCAUAUACAGUAUCUCAGCCAGAACUGAGCUCAGGGAGGCCGAGGACCUCGGGCGACUGGAUGAAUUUGACAAAAAAGAUUUCAUAGUCGGCUAUGUCCCAUCUACACCAGCGGUGCAGGAAAUUAUGCAGAAAGUUAACGAAAGCAUUAAAAUUCUAGGACUAACAGUUCAGGAAUUUGGCAAUGAGGAAGAGAUGCAGCAGAACUCCACAGGAGAGACGGUAGUUGUGGUGACAUUCGACAAUGGAUUUAAGUAUUCCAUCAGGUACAAGAGGGAGGAUGCUCCAAACCCAAAUGAUAAAGAAACCUGUGAAGAUGACUCCAGGCAAUGCCUUCCAGCACUGUACUGGACAAAAGGAUUUUUACUACUGCAAGCUAGUAUUGAUGCUGCCAUUGUGAAGGUGACCACUGCUCAUUCCGUAUGGGACAGUAUGUUCUCCACAAUGGCUGUACUUAUGAAAUCUGCCCGUGUGAGAAAAGGACUACUGGAGAUGGCAUCAAUCAUACUCACCAUGUGUCUGAGCUAUGCCACGCUUUUAUACAUUUUGCUGACAAACAUCACCAAGGAGAGAAAUGAGCUGAAAGAAAUUAUGAGGAUGAUGGGGCUCCGAGACUCUGCUUAUUGGUUAUCGUGGGGAUUGCUCUAUGCCGUUUAUGUCCUGAUUCUUGCAAACUUGAUAACGCUUCUUGUUGGCAUAACUGUGUUUUUGAGAAGUUCCUAUGGAGUUAUCCUGCUUCUGUUUGUCCUCUAUGGGAUAUCAAUGAUUAGUUUCACUUUCAUGUUGUGCUCCCUGCUCCGGACCUCUGAGUACACUGUCACCAUUGACUCCAUCACAGCGCUUAUCCUGUGUAUUCUAAGCCUUCUGCCGCUGCUGAGAGUCUUGCCCAUGCCUCUAGAAAUCUUUCUGUGCAUCUUACCCCCGUUCGCAUUCUCGCUUGGUAUCACUGAGAGUGUACACAUGGAGAUGGACCUCCAGGGCGUCUUCUUCUCAGACCUCACUGGAGACUCCUGCCAUGUCCUUGGCAGCUACAUCGGCCUUCUGCUGGACUCCAUCCUCUACUUCCUCCUCACAUUGUACUUUGACAAGAUUCUAGCAGAUAAAUAUGGCAUGAAGUUCGAGCCGUACUUCUUCCUCUGCCGCUCUUACUGGUCAAAAACGAAAAUGACCCCAAUACCACUGGACACGUUAGAAAGAGAAAGGGCAGACACUGAAGAUUAUGUCGAAAAAGUUCCGGUUGAACUCAUAGGAAAAGAGGCAAUCAGGCUUUAUAAAAUUAAGAAAAUCUACAGUGGCAAAGACAAGAAGACGGAAGCUUUAAGAGAUCUGGAUUUGGACAUAUAUAAAGGACAAAUUACGGCACUACUUGGUCACAGUGGAGCUGGGAAGACGACAUUGCUGAAUAUACUGAGCGGAAUGAGCAGAAUGUCUGGGGGCUCGGCCUCCAUCUACAACCAUCAGCAUUCAGACAUUCACAACCUGCAGGAGAUACAGAGGAGAAUCGGGUUUUGUCCGCAGUUUGAUGUCAAGUUUGAUCAUUUAACCGUGAGAGAAAAUCUGGAAGUGUUCUGCAGGAUCAAGGGGAUCGCUCCGGGAGAAGUGAUGUCAGAGGUCGGAAAGGUCAUCUCUGAUCUCGACAUGAAAAAGUGCGAGGACGUGAAGGCCAACAAACUCAGCGGUGGCCAGAAACGGAGGUUAACCUUAGCCGUCGCGCUAUUGGGAAAUCCAGAGGUUCUUCUACUCGAUGAACCCACGGCUGGUCUUGACCCAAUUUCCAGACAUCAGGUUUGGUCGAUCUUACAGGAGAGUAAAGCUGAUCGGGUCACUCUGUUCAGCACACAAUUCAUGGAUGAGGCAGAUAUCCUUGCCGAUCGCAAAGCCGUCCUUUCCAAUGGAAUGUUAAAGUGCGUAGGAUCCUCCUUGUUUCUAAAAAGAAAAUGGGGAAUUGGCUACCACCUAAGGAUGCAGGUGUCUCCAUCUUGUGACCCAGAUACCAUAACCUCCCUCAUACAAGAUCACAUCUCUAGCGCAAAACUCACCGACCAGAAUGUGGAGGACCUCACAUUCACCCUUCCUUUUGACCAGAUGGACUCCUUUCCAGCUCUGUUCUCUCACCUGGAUGAAAAAGUGGGCGGAGACAUUAGGAGUUUCGGGGUGUCCAUCACAACGCUGGACGACGUCUUCAUGAAACUGGAGGGAGAGGAGGAUAUUGAGAAAGGUGAUUAUGGUGUUUUUGCCCGUGAGCAAACUGAAGAUGAAAGCAGAGAAGUGCCUCCUGAGGUGGAGGAGUCCAUUCUUCUGAUGCCAGAAUCUGGUAGCGUCUGCCGCCAUGGACUGGCCCUCUGGUGUCAGCAGGUGGUGACAAUGGCGCGGAUCCGCUUCCUGAAGUUUAAGCACUCUAUGAAAAGCAUUCGAUCCAUAUUGGCUCUCCUGCUGGUGUUUCAGAUAGCCAUUUUCUUCUUUACUGUCACCACUUCAGAAAGGUGGUACUUCUGGGAACUCAGUCCAGGCCUUUAUUUCCGAGGGCUCAGCCAGAGGCCGCACAAGUAUUACACCAGUCUUUUGGUCAAUAACAACACAGGUGCGCCCAUCGAAGAGUUUGUCAAUGGUAUAAAGGCACAAGAUGUUUCUGUAAAAGUUAUCGAUGGUCCGUACAACAAGAACACUACGGGCUACAAUGGCGCCAUCGAGCUGUCACUGCAGAACAAGAGUUACAGCUUUAAAAUCAUUGGGAAUCCCCGAGUGCCGAAUGGCCUGCCUGUCCUGGUGAAUAUUAUCAGUAACGCCUUCCUGAAGAGCUUUAGAUCCACAGAGAGGAUCGAAACCUGGAAUAAGCCCCUCUAUUCUAAAGUUUCUGAACGCUUUAGAAACAGUCUGUUCAUUCUGGGAUUACUUUAUAUGGCAUUUGGAUGUGGUAUUGUCCCCUACUUCGCAAUGAGCAGUGUUGAGGACUAUGAGAUCAAGGCUCGUUCCCAGCUGAGGAUCUCCGGCCUCUUCCCAUCUGCGUACUGGUGCGGACAGGCCUUGGUGGACACUGCCCUCUACUGGCUGCUUCUCUUUCUAAUGGUAGCCAUAUUGUUUGCAUUCAACUCUUCGAUUGCUUUGUCUCUUGGGAUCACUGUAUUGUUGAUACUGGACAUCCUUGGUUUUGGCGCCUCCAUGGUCCUUUACGUCUACGUAAUCACCUUUCUUUACAAAAAAGGAAUGACUAAUUCUGAUUAUUUGUCUUUCCUCUUUAUUCUGAUUUCCAUCAUCGCUAUCUUAACUGAAGUCUACUUGACUGGCUCUGUAAUGAUAUACAUCAUCAUCUUGAUCUUACUGCCUCCCAGUAACUUGUUAGCAUUUCUCGUACAUCUGAGUAAACCCAACCACAUCUUCACUUAUGAGCCUCGGACCAGCAUCUUCCUGAAUGUGGCCAUUCCGUACCUUCACAUUGUCAUAUUCUGGCUUGCCCUCUGGUAUUUUGAAAGAAAAUAUGGAAAAAGAUGCCUGAAAAUGGAUCCGAUAUUCAAAUUUAAUGAAAGGAAAUAUGACGUGAAAAAGAAUCCAGAGGAGCUGAGAGAUGCCGACUCAGACGUCAUGAUGGAAAAAGAAAAGGUUCAGAAUAUGAAGAAUUUAAGGAAUGAAGAAGAGAAACCGGUCGUACUCGUCGACAGCCUACGCAAGGAUUUUGAGGUUGAAACUGGACAUUUGUUUAAAAGGAAAAGUAUAAAAAAAGGAGGACCCCGACACAUCUCAUUCUACGUAAAAAAGGGUGAGGUUCUGGGAUUACUGGGCCCCAAUGGAGCUGGGAAAACGACCUGUAUAGAGAUGAUAGCGGGUGACUUGGAGCCCACAGCCGGGGAGGUAGUCCUGGGUAGUGCAGCCGAUGAGAACUCCUCACUCUUGGGGUAUUGUCCGCAGUCCAGUCCCUUGUGGCCCAGCCUCACCGUGCUCCAACAUUUGGAAAUCUUCGCUGCAGUGAGCGGAAUGAAAAAAAACGACGCAAAUAAAGCCAUAAAGCGGGUGUCAGAAGCCCUGGAGCUGAAAGAACAUCUCAGUAAACCUGCCAACAAGUUGUCUAUAGGGGUCUCCAGAAAAGUUUGCUUCGCCAUCAGCAUGCUGGGUAAUCCGACCAUCGCGCUCCUGGAUGAGCCUUCCACCGGUCUGGAUCCCAAAGGGCAGCAGAGACUGUGGAGAGCCAUCCGAGCAGCCUUCCGGAACAAGGAGCGAGGCGCCAUCCUGACCACUCACUACAUGGAGGAGGCAGAAGCCGUAUGUGACCGUGUCGCCAUUAUGGUGUCCGGGAAGCUCAGAUGCAUCGGCUCCAUCCAGCAGCUGAAGAGUAAGUUUGGUAAAGGUUACCUCCUGGAGAUGAAGGUGAAGGAUUCCCAGCAGGUGGAUGAGAUUCACCAGGAGAUCAUCCGCAUCUUCCCGCAGGCAGACAGACAGGACAGGUUCUCCUCACUGCUGCACUAUAAGAUCCCUAUGGAGAAUGUCCAGUCCUUAUCUCAGGCCUUCUCUCAGCUGGAGGAGGUUAAGCGAGCACAUGAUAUAGAAGAGUACAGCUUCUCCCAGCCCACACUGGAGCAGGUUUUCCUUGAUUUGGCCAAAGAGCAGACUGAAGACUGCGGCCAAGAUGCUGAGACUGCGCGGAGUUCCCCGAGAACACAGAACGUCUGACAGGCCGGACGUAGUCGUAGUCGGGUAGUCGCGGAGGAGAAGAUGAAGCAGAAUGAAGUGAAGCCGCCGUUCUGCACUGUGUGAGACAAGAGAGACAUGAAGACGUCACAACUGUGUAUAGUAGUGUAUUUCCAAACAGCGAGUCC